Molecule: messenger RNA, 1541 nt
Organism: Zea mays
Lineage: Eukaryota; Viridiplantae; Streptophyta; Magnoliopsida; Poales; Poaceae
Exons: 1
Coding region: 77-1192 (371 amino acids)
Biological process (GO): regulation of DNA-templated transcription
Molecular function (GO): double-stranded DNA binding
Source: RefSeq, marked validated
CUUGGCCGCCCGACAAAACGUCUCUCGCCGUCUGCGCGUCUCUUCCCCACCGAGGCUGAGGCGGCGUUCCGCAGCGAUGCUGCGCCUUCAACAUCAUUUCUUGUCCUCCAUCGGCGCGUCCUCCCAUCGCCACUGCAGCCUCCUCUCUAUUGCUACCACUGCCAUUACUCCCGAUCGAUUCGUCGCUGAGGAAUACCUGGUCACCACCUGCGGGCUCACCCCAGCGCAAGCGGGCAGGGCGUCCAAGGGGCUCACCCACCUCAAGUCUCCGGUUAAGCCCGACGCCGUCGUCGCCUUUCUCGCGGGCGUCGGUCUCGCCAAAGACGACAUCAUCGCCGGUAUCGCCAGGUACCCGCGGCUCCUCUGCUCCAAGGUGGACAAAACCCUAACCCCUCGCUUCGCUCAGCUCAUGAGCCUUGGGCUAUCCCCUUCCCAAAUCUCCCGCCUCAUUACCAUCGUCCCCAACAUCUUCGUCGCUCCCAAAAAGAUCUCCCACCUCCAGUUCUAUCUCUCCUUCAUGGGUUGCUUCGAUCGGGUUCACUCCGCCAUCAGGAUCAAUCCAAUGCUCCUCAGUCGGAACCUUGAGGAUGUGGUCAAGCCUAACAUAGCAUUCCUACUGCAGUGCGGUCUAACUGUUUCUAAUGUUCUAGAGUUCCCAUUGCUGAUAGGCAUGAGGCCCGAGAGUGUCAGGGAAAGGGUGGCAUGCGCUGAGAAGCUUGGUGUGCCGCGCAAUACAGGGAUGUUCAAGAGUGCCCUGUGGGCCGUCUAUUGCGUUGGUCCCAACUCCAUUGGUGCAAAAUUGGAUGUCAUCAAGGCGACUCUUGGAUGCUCUGAGGCGGAGCUGACCCUUGUGGUGCGCAAGUCACCUCCAAUUCUGAGGAUGUCAGAAGGCAAGCUGAGUCGCGCAUUGAAGUUCCUGAAGGUGGAUGUUGGGUUGAAGCUUCAGUACAUCUUGCUUAGGCCAGCAAUACUUGCCUUUAGCAUGCAGAGGCGGCUGAUGCCCAGACAUUAUUUCAUCAAGAUUCUGAAGGCGAAGGGGCUUGUGAAGGAAAAUGUUGACUUUUAUAAUGCUCUUUGUUUAACUGAAAAGAGAUUUGCCCAGAAGUUUAUUGAUCCUUACAACCAGAGUAUUGCAGGGCUUGCAGAUGCUUAUGCUGCUGCUUGUGCUGGGAAAAUGCCUCAUGAAGAUUAGGCGCAUUAGCAGCAGCAUGCUAGGGAUCAUGGUGAAGCAAAGGCAGAGAUAGUCGGUUCAGGUCUUCUCUGCAUGUACUUGAACAGCCCCUCGCCAAACUAUUGUGCAGUUCCUUGAUGCAUACCAAUGCUUGCAACAGAUGCUGCCUUUGUGUGUUGAAAUGAAAUUAGUUCUUCCUUAAGACCGGUGUUGUGACCUAUCAUUUCAGGUAAGCCAUUGGCUAUUUUCAGAUGGGUAUAAUGAUAUGUUACUCUGUUCUUUCUGUGUUUCAGGUCUAAAUAUUGUCUGUACUUGAAGUCUUGAAUUAAUUAUGUAUUGAACUUGUCACACAGUUAAUUAUUUGAUUUAA